AUGUACAUUCUGCAACUCAUUUAUGCAACUUUAGAAUGCACUAGAGCUCCCCUUUUGAAUCUCAUACUGCUUUUAAUCAGCUUAGUUAUUAGUCUAUUCUAAAUAGUACUCUUAACAAAAUAUAGUAACUUAAACAUUUAUGCUCAAUUCGCUAUCAAUAUCUUGAGUGUUUUUGCCAAACAAAACGAUUAGUUCAUGGUGCUGUAGUCACUUGUCGGAUUCAUACUUUUUAUGGAAAAUGACUAAAAAAGAUGGCAUCUUAAUAUUCUUGCUUGCUCAAGUAGUAUUGGAAAUUAUCAUAGUCCAUGUAACCCUAAUCUGUAUAUAUUCAUAAAAUAAUGA
This is a messenger RNA of Paramecium tetraurelia, 342 nucleotides long. RefSeq lists its product as uncharacterized. NCBI's taxonomy places the organism in Eukaryota, Ciliophora, Oligohymenophorea, Peniculida, Parameciidae. The record is from RefSeq and is a predicted model, not a curated record. The transcript has a single exon.